AUGAUACAACCCAAAACGAACUCUGCGGGAUUGAAAACCCAACAUUGGUCCCAAGUGAACAUUCUCAUGCUCAUCAAUCCAUUGCAUCGAUUGUUGACAUUUCACCAAAAUGUUAUUCAUGCCGGGCACAAUUCACCCAUGGGAAGACUUCACACAGACCUGAUCAAGCGACUGUCGGUGCUCCAACAGGAAUCAGUUGCUUUCAAGGACUUUGUGAGCUUCCUCUUUAACGAAACCAAUGACGCUCUAUUGAGCGAAUACCGAGAGUUUUACUACCCAAUCUCCACUAUGUGCCAACCCUGUCAAAUCGAUUACCAAUACAUUGUGAACUUUGAGGAUCCUGGCACUGUCAGCUCAUUGCAACGACUAUUUGACAAUCGUGGGCUAACGUUACAUUCCAGGAAUGGCACUCUUUUUGCACAGGGAAGACGUCAAUCUAAAAUGAUGAGGAAAUCGAGAUUGUAUGAGCUGAAUCCGUUGGAUAUCAGGAAGGUCAUUGAGUUUUAUGAAAGUGAUAGGAAACUGCUAGGUGUAGGGCUGUGGUGA
Molecule: messenger RNA, 546 nt
Organism: Ochlerotatus camptorhynchus
Lineage: Eukaryota; Metazoa; Arthropoda; Insecta; Diptera; Culicidae
Exons: 2
Coding region: 1-546 (181 amino acids)
Biological process (GO): carbohydrate biosynthetic process
Cellular component (GO): membrane
Molecular function (GO): sulfotransferase activity
Source: RefSeq, a predicted model, not a curated record